Messenger RNA from Paramuricea clavata, 16117 nucleotides. Lineage: Eukaryota; Metazoa; Cnidaria; Anthozoa; Malacalcyonacea; Plexauridae. The record is from the annotation of a GenBank genome assembly.
CAACAGGAUUUGGCAAAUUCGGUGUUCACGCUUUUGAACAUUUUUGCUAAUAGCAAGGGAAUGCAAUGCGGGUGCCCAAUGAGAAAAGAAAAGAAUAUGAGAGAGAUUCUCGAGAUUUGCGAGCUGUUGUGCAACAUUGUUGGAGCUGAAAAUCGCAAUAGUAUCGAGAAACAAAAUGUCAAUUCUAAUAAGGUAAUUAAUAUUAAUUUGUUUUACAGUGGAGGGGGGGGGGAGGUAUAAUCAGUUUGCUGACCUAUUGAAAAGUCAUUCUGUAAUUCAGCGGCCCGCAAAAUUUCCACAUUUCACGGCCAAAGAUCAAUUUCCUCAGCUAAAAAUUGUGCUGCAGGUUUGGUCAUGUAAUUUCACAUGAAAAGAAAUGUAUGCAGGAGAUGAAAAAACAUUUUAUUAUGCCAGAAAUCUUGCAUUAUAAUACGCCUACGUAAUGCGUCCUCGCGUAUUCAUAAUAGAUAGCUUAAGAUCUACGACGUCGACGUCAGCUAGGACGUCAGGGCUAAGCAGAGGACUGGGACUAGGAAGUCGUCCUAAAUAAAUAAACUUCCACUUAAAGAUGAUGUCCACUCCUGUGCGCAUGCGCUAACUUUGUUUACGUUUUGAACUGCUAUAUUUGUAAAAUAUGAAUACUAUAACUGAAUAUCUAACACUUUUCUGGUUCGCUAUGCUUGUAAAUGAAUAUAAACUCUACGUUCCGAUUCAAAAAAGUUCGAAAGAUACAAAAUUUGGGCAAUGUUUACAUCUGCCGGUCCCCCUUUGUUAUGAGAAGAACUGAUGCGCAGAACGGAGUGGACAUCAUCUUUAAGAUUCACCUAACAAAAUUCGUAAUUUUUGGUCAAUUUCGCGCAAUCGCGGCAGCGCGGAGUUCCACAAUGCAUAGUUGAAACCUGGUGGAAAAUCAACAAUAAUGCAAGUUGCUAAUAUAGAUUAGUAAUUUUUAAAUGCAUAUACUCUAAUAUUUUAGCGCAAAAUGUGGAAUAAAAUAAAAGUGGAUUCAGUUUCAUUUCCCGGCUUUGUGAGGUUCUAGCUAACUAUUCAAAAUUUUCUUUGGAGAGAAUUUCUCCAUAACGCCCAUAGUAGAUCUAGCCCCGUAAAAAUAUUGUGCUAAUAUAUAGCUAUAAUUAAAUGUACUCAUGAAAAAUCCACACUACAUUUCAAACACUAUUUUAGGUAAGGUAAAAGUAAUUUUAAAAAGUUAGGUAAAUUGGAUCCUUACAAACCAUGUAUCUUAAUGACAAAGUCUUCGCUACUGCACUUCCCUGAAGGCAAAUGUAUAUUAGGCACUGUGUUAUCACAGCUGACGCAGAGUGUCUUCUAGAUGCAGGGACAAAUUUCAAAAGAAGAGAAAAUAUUUUCGACGAGUGGUGCGGUGUUAGAUGAAGGAGAUGAAGGGGCAGUUGAUACACAAAACAUAGUGAACGAGAAAACAAAGGUAACAAAAAUUGUGGUUCAAUUUUGUAUUAAAAUAAUUUGUAAAUAAACUGAAAAUUAUUUGAAGUUCGGCAAACAUAAUUUUUGUUGUAAUUAUUCCUCAUUUUUGAAUUUUUGGGGGUAUACGUGCAAAGUACUACAAUUAAUGUGAUUACCAAUACGAUUCAAGAUCAAAACUCGACAAGUAUCAACAGCUACAGAUGAAAAUGUUAGUUAUACCAAAAGUUGUACUAUUCUAGAUUUACUCUUCACAACAAGAAUUUUAUGAUGCAACUCAGGGAAAAGUUGAAAAUUGUGAAACACCAGAGUUGGAAGCGAAAACUAAUGCGAGUGAGGUAACCAAAAUGUUCCAUUUAAAUAUGAAAUAUAAAAUAUUGACUAAAAUUAACAGUGGUGAUAAUGACAUGUAUCGUCAUGAUCAUUAAUUGAUCUGUUUCUUCAUUGUUAUCAAGAGCGUUUCCUAAAAAUUAGUUUACUAUAUAGUUUGCUAAUAUUACACAACGCAAAAUCACUUUUAUCAGGCCUAUCUACCCUGACUAUACCACAGUACAAUACGAUCCAGGAUUAAAACUCGACUAUCAACAGCUACAGAUAAAAAUGUUAGUUAUACUAAAAGUUGUACUGUUCUAGAUUUACUCUUCACAACAAGAAUUUUAUGAUGCAACUCAGGGAAAAGUUGAAAAUUGUGAAACACCAGAGUUGGAAGCAAAAACUAAUGCGAGUCAGGUAACCAAAAUGUUCCAUUUAAAUAUGAAAUAUUGACUAAAAUUAACAGUGGUGAUAAUGACAUGUAUCGUCAUGAUCAUUAAUUGAUCUGUUUCUUCAUUGUUAUCAAGAACGUUUCUUAAAAAUUAGUUUACUUUAUAGUUUGCUAAUAUUACACAACGCAAAAUCACUUUUAUCCGGCCUAUCUACCCUGACUAUACCACAGUGCAAUACGAUCCAAGAUCAAAACUCGACUAUCAACAGCUACAGAUGAAAAUGUUAGUUAUACUAAAAGUUGUACUAUUCUAGAUUUACUCUUCACAACAAGAAUUUUAUGAUGCAACUCAGGGAAAAGUUGAAAAUUGUGAAACACCAGAGUUGGAAGCAAAAACUAAUGCGAGUCAGGUAACCAAAAUGUUCCAUUUAAAUAUGAAAUAUUGACUAAAAUUAACAGUGGUGAUAAUGACAUGUAUCGUCAUGAUCAUUAAUUGAUCUGUUUCUUCAUUGUUAUCAAGAACGUUUCUUAAAAAUUAGUUUACUUUAUAGUUUGCUAAUAUUACACAACGCAAAAUCACUUUUAUCCGGCCUAUCUACCCUGACUAUACCACAGUGCAAUACGAUCCAAGAUCAAAACUCGACUAUCAACAGCUACAGAUAAAAAUGUUAGGCCUGGUUCAAACGUCGGAUUUUGCAUGUGUCGAAUACAAUUCGCAUUUCAUUCGAGCGAAUUCAAUGAAAUUCGACGUUUGAUUCAAACGUCGCAUUUUGCAUGCAUUUAAUUCGAAAUUGUAAGUGUUGUAGAGUGUAGACACGUCCCUUUGAUAGUUUUAAUUAAUAGAUUGACAUUUAUUUUUAACCUAGCUGUGGUUUAACGUAAACAACAAGAGCAAAGUUUCUCUCAAAAAUAAACACAGUAAUCAGUAUGUCAGUAGGGCCAUUUAUACGACUAUACCAGCGAAAUAAGCCGUGGCUCGUCUUAUUUAAAGCACGAAAAAAAUACUAUGUAGUCCCGUAUAAAUGUUCUUUUUCGCGACUUUAUUUUCGCUUGUAUGUAAACUCACAUCAGGCUAUUGACUAUUUUUCACACAAACACACAAAAAAAAAAAUGAAAUUAUUUCCAUUCUAUGUCCUACGCGCGAAAUUUGAUCCAUUAACACUACAUGCCGUCCUUCUUUUACCUCGUUCCAGACUUUUUCCGCGAGCCCCACCCUAGCAGAAUUGAAUUCGACACAUGCAAAAUGCGACGUCUGAAACAGGUCGCAUUUAGCUCGCACUUAGCUCGUAUUAUGCGACCGGUCGGGUCGAAUUUAAAGUUAAGGUCGACCGCAAUUAAAAACGUCGCAUUUAAUCGUUUCAGACGUCGAAUUUUGCAUGCACAUAAUUCAAGCAAUUGAAUUCGACACAUGCGAAAUGCGACGUUUGAAACAGGCCUUAGUUAUACUAAAAGUUGUAUUGUUCUAGAUUUACUCUUCACAACAAGAAUUUUAUGAUGCAACUCAGGAAAAAGUUGAAACUUGUGAAACACCAGAGUUGGAAGCAAAAACUCAUGCCAGCCAGGUAACCAAAAUGUUCCAUUUAAAUAUGAAAUAUUGACUAAAAUUAACAGUGGUGAUAAUGACAUGUAUCGUCAUGAAUCAUGUCAGAGCAAAAUUUGUCCACUUAAAAUUUGUUCAUGGAAGACUAGUCCUGUUCUGUCUCAUGUUUACAACAGCGUUUCCAUGUCAGAGCCAACAUACUAAAACAGGAAAGUUCGGCUGACCUUCUGUAUACCCUAUUUCAAACAUUAAGAAAACUCGUAUGUCUGAUGAAAACAAAAGCAACUAAGCAUGCAUUACAAUUUAAGAAGUAUGAACAUGGGUCAUGGAUGAUGGGUUAAACACUCGUAUACAUACUUUUAAAAGGAUACAGCAAUAUAUAUUUUUAUUAUUUCAUUUGGAAGAACUUUUAAAAUUAUAUAUUAAUCUCUUUUACCGAUUUUACGUAACUUUAUUAUUUCUUGAGAUAUUUGAACAGAAAAAAUCACAAAUCAGCGAGCUUUCCCAAUCUUGAAUUUUGGCGGAUAUGCAUGUGACAUCAUAAGCAAGGGUCACGCAAGAAUUUUAUCCAUAGAGCAAUUGGUUAUUAUGAGCCCAAAUCAUAUACUUCAGUAACUAUUUGAAAUAAAAACUGUCUGACGACUUUUCAAACAAGACUUAAUGUUAUUUGGUCAUUUAGAUGUAGUUUUAUAUGGCUCACCCUGUUUAUGACGUCACUAAAAUCACCGAUAAUGAGAUAAAAAUUAAUCCAAGAUGGCGGACAGCAAAUUAUUACAAGUCAAAAUAUAUAUUUCAAGAAAUAAUAAAGUUACGCAAAAUCGGUAAAGGAGAUUAACAUAUAAUUUUAAAAGUUCUUUAAAAUGAAAUAAUAAAAAAAUAUAUUGCCGUAUCCCUUUAAUGUUUGAAGAAACGUAAACUGUACUAAUGGUUACUUCCAUUUAUCGGUAUUAAACUGUUGUUCAGUGGUAGGCUAGUAAAAGGACCGGCAGAGAAAAUUCUUGUUUUAUUUAAUUUUAAGGUUUCACUUCCGUCUAAAGUGGAUCCGAUAUCUUUCGUUGGAGAGUUUCAAGCAGAUGAUGCAAGUGCGCAAAACAACAGUAAGAAACUCCACAAAGAAAUCACAAUGGACAAGGUAAUAACAUUGUCUGUACUUAAUAUAAAUUGGUUUGCAGUCAAACUAAAGUUUAAAUUUAAAACAAUUAAAAACUCAUUUAUACAGGAAAGCACUACUGUCAAGUUCUAUUUUUAAAUUGUCGUCCACCAAUAAGAGCCAAUCUUAAACACCGUAAAUUUUAGGGAUCGUUGUCUCCUGAAGAGCAAGAAUUAUUGAAGCCAAAAACAAAGCAAAAUGAGGCUUGUGGAGAAAACAAGAGCCCAAAGACCAAGCGUUCACUGAGAAAGGUAAAUGAUUUGCUUGUAGGCUAUUUCAUUCCAAUUGGUUUGGAAUUGAACUAAAACUCAAUUUUUACCAUGUUCAGUUCGCUAUUCAAGUUGUUGUACCAAUCCCACUACAAUGGCCAACCUCUAACAACGUAAAUUUUAGGGUUGGCUAUCUUAUGCAAAGGAAACAUCUUUGAAGCAGAAGUCAAAGAAACGUGAAGCAUGCGGGAAAAAGAAAACUAAUACACCACAGGGAGUGAAUACACUGAGCAAGGUAAUUAAAUUGCUUGUAUCUGAUAUAAAUUGGUUUGGAAUCAAACUAAAACUGAAUUAAAAACUUAUUUACUGGAAAGUUCUAUGACGAUCCACUAAUAAGGGCCAAUCUCUAAUGUUCCACUAUUUAAAGCGAAUCUCUAACACCAUAAAUCUUAGGUUUCGCUGACUUUUAAGGUGGAAACAUCAUCAUUGCAAGAAAAAAAGAAACAUGUGGCAUGUGGACAAGAGACAACCAAUGAACCACAGAAAAAGAGUACACUGAUCAAGGUAAUGAGAUUGCAUGUAUUUAAUAAAAAUUACAUUGGAUUCAAACUAAAACUAAAUAGAGAACUUAUUUUAUUGUAAAGUUCUACCGUGUUCCACUAAUGAGGGCCAAUCUCUAAUACGUGAUUUGUAGGGUUCGCUAUCUUCUAAAGAGGAAACAUCUUCGUUGCAAGCAGCAAACAACCAUGUGGCAUGCGGACAAAAGGCAACCAAGGAACCACAGAGGAAGAGUACACUGAUCAAGGUAAUGAGAUUGCUUGUAUUAAAAAAAAAUUGAAUUGGAGUCAAACUAAAAUUAAAUUAGGAACUUAUUUCAUUCGAAAGUUCUAUAGUGCUCCACUAUAAUGAGGACCAAUUUCUAAUAACGUGACUUUUAGCGCCCGUUGUCUUCUGAAAAGGAAACAUUUUUGCCUACAAAUGAGGCAUGUGUUGAUAAAGAUAUUAAGGUUGUUUGAAAUACUUAAUAUAAAUUGGUUUGAAGUCAAACUGAAACUAAACUAAAGAUCUAUGCGUACGGGAAAUGUUCUAUUUUACAUCGUCCCAAUCCACUAAUAAGAGUCAAUCCCUAUAACAACGUGAAUAUUAGGGUCCGCUGUCUUAUAAAGAGGAACCAUCCUUGCCGAAAAGGAAAAAGAAACGUGAAGCAUUUGAUAAAAAGAAGAUGAAAAGUCCGCAGAAGGAGAAUACACUGAGCGAGGUUUGUCAUUGUAUUUAACAUAAAUUAGUUUGGAAUCAAACUUAAACUAGAUUAAAAAUCUAUAUAUACAGGAAAGCAAUACCGUGUUAGAAUCUAUUUUUAUGUUGUUGUCGGUAUCCGCUAAUAAGGCCGAUCUAUAACAAAGUAAAUUUUAGGAUUCGUCGUUUUCUGAAGAGGAAACAUUUUUGCUAAACGAAACAAAGAAACUUGAGGCAUGUGGAGAAAAUAAGACAAAGAGACAACAGAAAGAAAAUGCAUUAAAUAAUAACUACAGUGAAACACGCAAUUUGAUUGGUCAAUAGCCGUGCAGCCGGAUCAGGCUAUCCUUGCACGAAGAAUUAAAAUGCGUUCGCGGGAUUUUCGCGGGAUUCUCAAAAUGUCAUUGUUUCAUUGUAGUUAUUUUAUAAAACAAUUACCAAAUGGUUUUCCAACCAGGAUAGCAUGAUUCAUGCACUUGGGAUGUUGCUCGACUUUCGGAAAGCGUACGCUUUCCAAAAGUCUUACGACAUCCCUCAUGCAUGGAUCACGCAAUCCUGCACGGAAAACAAUUCGGUAUUCCUUUAUUCGGAAAGGUAAUGAGGUUGCUUGCAAUAUUUAGUAUAAAUUGGUUUGGAGUCAAACUAAAAUUUAACUACAAACGUAUUUAUAUAGUGAACAUUACUAAGAUGUUCUAUUUCAAAUUCUUGUCCAAAUCCACUAGUAAGAGCCAUUCUCUAACAACUCGUAUUUAAGGAAACAUCUUCAUUGCAAGACACAAAGGAGCGUGCGGAAUGUUUACAAAAGACAACCAAGGAACAACAGAAGAAGAGUACACUGAUCAAGGUAAUGAGAUUGCAUGUAUUUAAUAAAAAUUAGAUUGGAAUCAAACUAAAACUAAAUGAAGAACUUAUUUUAUUGCAAAGUUCUACCGUGUUCCACAAUUGAGGGCUAAUCUCUAACACGUGAAUUACAGGGUCCGCUGUCUUCUAAAGAGGAAACAUCUUCGUUGCAAGCAGCAAACAACCAUGUGGCAUUCGGACAAAAGACAAGUAAGGAACCACAGAGGAAAAGUACACGGUACACAAAAAUAUACAUCAAGGUGAGGAGAUUGCUUGUAUUUAAUAAAAAUUGGAUUGGAAUCGAACUAAAAUUAAAUUAAGAACUUAUUUCAUUGGAAAGCUCUGCCUUGUCCCACAAAUGAUGGCCAAUUUCGAAACAACAUGACUUUUAGCGCCCGUUGUCUUCUAAAGAAGAAACGUUUUCGGCGAAAAAUGAGGCAUGUGUUUUUUCGCUGGAAAUAUUUAUAAUAUAAAUUGGUUUGAAGUCAAACUGAUAUAAACCAAAAUUUUAUUCAAAGGGGAAAUGUUCUCUUUUAUAUUGUUCUCCCAACCAACUAAUUAGAGUCAAUCUCUAACAACGUGAAUAUUAGGGUCCGCUGUCUUAUAAAGAAGAAACAUCUUUGCCGAAAGAGACAAAGAAACGUGAAGUAUCUGAUAAAAAGGAGAUCAAGAGUUUGCAGAAGGAGAAUACACUGAGCAGGGUAAGUCAAUGUAUUUGACAUAAAUUUGUUGGGAAUCAAACUUAAACUAAAUUAAAAAUCUGUAUAUACAGGAAAGCAGUACAUUAUUAGAAUCUAGUUUUAAGUUCUUGUCUCUAUCCGCUAACAAGGCCGAUCUAUAACAAAGUAAAUUUUAGGAUUCGUCAUUUUCUGAAGAAGAAACAUUUUUGCUAAACCAAACAAAGAAACUUGAGGCAUGUGGAGAAAAUAAGACAAAGAUAGCACAGAAAGAAAAUGCAUUCGGAAAGGUAAUGAUGUUGCUUGUAAUAUUUAGUAUAAAUUGAUUUGGAGUCAAACUAAAAUUUAACUACAAACCAAACGUAUUUAUAGUCAAAAUCACUAACAUGUUCGAUUCCAAAUUGUUGUUCCAAUCCACUAAUAAGAGCCAUUUUCUAAAAACUCAUAUUUUAGGGUUUGCUGUCGUUUAAGGAAACAUCUUCACUGCAAGAAACAAAGGAACAUGCGGGAUGUUUACAAAAGACAACCAUGGAAUCACAGAAGAAGAGUAGACUGAUAAAGGUAAUAAGAUUGCUUGUAUUUAAUAAAAAUUAGAGUGGAUUCAAACUAAAACUAAAUAAAGAACUUAUUUUAUUGAAAAGUUUAUACCAUGUUCCACAAUUGAGGGCCAAUCUCUAACACGUGACCUGUUGGGUUUGCUGUCUUCUAAAGAGGAAGCAUCUUCGUUGCAAGCAGCAAACAACCAUGUGGCAUGCGGACAAAAGACAACCAAGGAACCACAGAGGAAGGGUACACUGAUCAAGGUGAUGAGAUUGCUUGUAUUUAAUAAAAAUUAGAUUGGAUUCAAACGAAAACUAAAUAAAGAACUUAUUUUAUUGCAAAGUUCUACCAUGUUCCACAAUUGAGGGCUAACCUCUAAUACGUGACCUAUAGGGUUCGCUAUCUUCUAAAGAGGAAGCACCUUCGUUGCCAGCAGCAAACAACCAUGUGGCAUGCGGACAAAAGACAACCAAGGAACCACAGAGGAAGGGUACACUGAUCAAGGUGAUGAGAUUGCUUGUAUUUAAUACAUAUUGGAUUGGAGUAAAACUAAAAUUAAAUUAAGAACUUAUUUCAUUGGAAAGCUCUAUUUUAAAUUGUUGUCCCAACCAACUAAUAAGAGCCAAUCUCUAACAACGUGAAUAUUAGGGUUCGUUGUCUUAUAAAGAAGAAAUGUCUUUGCCGAAAGAGACAAAGACACAUGAAGCAUCUGAUAAAAAUAUCAAGAGUUUGCAAAAGGAGGAUACACUGAACAAGGUAAGUCAAUGUAUUUGACAUAAAUUGGUUGGGAAUCAAACUUAAACUGAAUUAAACAUCUAUAUAUACAUCUAUAUAUAAAAGGCCGAUCUCUAAGAAAGUAAAUUUUAGGGUUCGUCGUUUUCUGAAGAGGAAACAGUUUUGCUAAACGAAACAAAGAAGCUUGAGGCAUGUGGAGAAAACGAGACAAAGAGACGACAGGAACAAAAUGCAUUUGGAAAGGUAAUGAGGUUGCUUGUAAUAUUUAAUUAUUAUAAAUUGCUUUGGAGUCAAACUAAAAUUAAACUACAAACGUAUUUUUGUGAAAAACACUAACAUGUUAAUCUAGUUUAAAUUGUUGUCCCAAUCCACUAAUAAAAGCCAUUCUCUAACAACUCAUAUUUUAGGCUUCGCUCUCUUUCGAAGAGGAAAAAGCUUCAUUGCAAGCAACAAGGGAACAUGUGGGAUGUUUACAAAAGACAAGCAAGGAACCACAGAGGAAGAGUACAUUGGUCAAGGUAAUGAGAUCGCUUGUAUUUAAUAAAUAUUGGAUUGGAGUCAGACUAAAACUAAAUAAAGAACUUGAAGUGAAACUUGAAGUCAAACUGAAACUAAACCAAAAUGAUACCCAUGCAUAUGGAAAAUGUUCUAUUUUAAAUUGUUGUCCCAACAAACUAAUAAGAGCCAAUCUCUAACAACGUGAAUAUUGGGGUUCGCUUUGCCGAAUUUUUAGAAACGUCUUUAUUUUAUUGGAAAGUUCUACCGUGUUCCACUAAUAAGAGCUAAUCUCUAACAACGUGACUUUUAGGGUUCGCUGUCUUCGAAAGAGGAAACAUCUUCAUUGCAAGCAACAAACAAAGAUGUGGCAUGUGGGCAAAAGACAACAAAGGAAUUACAGAAGAAGAGUACACUGAUGAAGGUAAUGAGAUUGUUUGUAUUUAAAUAAAAAUUGGAUUGGAGUCAAAUUAAAAUAAGAACUUAUUUAACUGGAAAGCUUUAACGUGUUCCACUAAUGAGGGACGAUUUCUAACAACGUGACUUUUAGCGCCCGUUGUCUUCUAAAGAGGAAUCAUUUUUGCCGAAAAAUGAGGUAUGUAUUGAAAAAGGUAAUGAGGUUGCUUGAAAUAUUUAAUAUAAAUUGGUUUGAAGUCAAACUGAAACUAAAAUAAAUAUCUAUUUAUAAGGGAAAUGUUAUACUUUAAAUUGUUGCCCUAAUCCACUAACAAGAGCCAAUCUCUAUAACAACGUGGUUAUUAGGAUUCGCUGUCUUAUAAAGAAGAAACGUCUCUGCCGAAGGAGACAAAGAGACGUGAAGCAUCUGAAAAAAAGAAGAUCAAGAGUCCGCAGAAGGAGAAUACACUGAGCACGGUAAGUUAUUGUAUUUAACAUAAAUUGGUUUGGAAUCAAAUUAAAGCUAAAUUAAAAAAUUAAAUAUACAGGAAAGCAGUACCGUGUUCUAUAUUUUAAGUUGUUGUCUCUCGCCGCUAAUAAGGCCGAUCUAUAACAAAGUAUAUUUUAGGGUUCGUCGUCUUCUGAAGAGACAAGAGACAAAGAGACAAAGAAACCUGAGACUUCUGGAGAAAUUUGGAUAAUGAGAGUACAGAAAGAAAAUGAAUGGAGAAAGGUAUAGUGAGGUUGUUUGUAAUAUUUUUAAUAAAUUGGUGAAGAAUCUAAAACUAAACUAAAAAUUAUUUGUUUUGGAAAUGACUACUUGUAUUUAAUAUAAAUUGGUUUGGAUCAAACAAAAACUAUAUUAAAAACUUAUUUACUUGCUGAAGGACACAAAGAAACAGGAAGCAUCUGGACAAAAGAAAAUCAAGAGUCCAGAGAAGGGUAUUACGCUGAGAAAGGUAAUAAAGUCAUUGUGUUUAUUAACAUAAAUUGUUUUGGAGCCAAAUUAAAAGUUAUUUAUAUAGGAAAUCACUGCAAUAUUCAAUUUUUAAAUUGUUGUCUUAAUCCGCUAACAAGGGCAAUCUCUAACAACGUAUUUUUAGGGCUCGUCGUCUGCUGAGGGAACAUUUUUGCUAAACGAAACAAAGAAACUUGGGGCAUGUGGAGAAAACAAGACAAAGAGACGACAGGACGAAAAUGCAUUUGGAAAGGUAAUGACGUUGCUUGUAAUAUUUAGUAUAAAUUGGUUUUAAGUCAAAAUAAAAUUAAGCUAUAAACGUAUUUAUAGUGAAAAGCAUGACUAACAUGUUCUAUUUUAAAAUGUUAGGCCAAUACGCUAAUAAGAGCUGUUCUCUGACAACUCACAUUUUAGGGUUCGCUGUCUUUUAAGAAAGAAAUCUUGUCAUUGCAAGCAACAAAGGAACAUGUAGGAUGUGGACAAAAGGCAACCAAGGAACCACAGAAGAUGAGUACAUUGAUCAAGGUAAUGAGAUUGCUUCUAUUUAACGAAAGUUGGAUUGGAGUCAAACUAAACUAAGAACUUAUUUUACUGGAAAGCUCUAUGGUGUUCUACUAAUGAGGGCCAAUCUCUAACAACGUAAAUUUUAGGGUUCACUGUCUUCCAAAGAGAAAACAUGUUUGCUAAAAGAGACAAAGAGACAUAAAGCACGAGGAGAAAAGAACACUGAGUGCCCACAGAAAGAAAGUGCAUUGAGAAAGGUAAUGGAAGUUGCUUAAAAUAAUCAGGGACGCGCUGGCAGGGAAGAGCCAACGAGAACUCGUUGUGGACCCCUGCCAUCAUGGACCCCUAAAAUUAAAACAUUGCAAUUUUUUCAAACAUUGAGAUUUUAAUUUUCAAAAUCAAGAUUAAGAUAUUACAAUCUAUAUUGUAAAAAUUAAAAUUUACGAAAAUAUUACCGAAAAAUAUUCGUUUGUGGGACCGAAAAGUUACGAUAUGCACGGAAAAAUCAGUUUAGUAUUUCCGGAAAACUGACGAGAAGUCCGGAAAAGAUUUUGUAUUCCAGGAAAAAAUACGAUAUGUGCGGAAAAAUUUCGGUAUGUCCGGAAACAGUUGUCGACCUCUGCCCCCUCCCCCCCCCCAGCUCGCCAACAAUUUUUGGAAGAGAUAUUAAUAUUGAGUCAUAGUUUUCUGAGCCUGGGCCCCAUCAGACGUUGCUCAUUCGUUGUCCUUUUUAAGACGCCAGCAAAUAAUACAUAUUGGUUUGGAAUCAAACUGUGAAUUUUAGCGUUCUCUGCCUUCCGAAGAGAAAUCUUUUCAACUAACUUUCCGACGAAAGACCUUCGCUCGAAACGUUGAAGUUCUUUAAGGUCGAAGUUCCCUAACUGCUCGACGAAGAAAAUUCAUUGAGAAAGGUAAUGAGGUUGCUGUAAUAAAAUAAAAAAUAACAGUAACGCCGAAUAAUUACAUUUUGAUUUUUAAUCGACGUUUCGACUAGUUUGUGGUCAUCCUCAGGAUUAAUCCUAAACGUCGAUUAAUCGAAACGUCGAUUAAAAAUCAAAAUGUUAUUCGGAGUUACUGUUAUUUUGUAUUUUCUUAAAAUACUGAGUGGUUCCCGUAAUUAUUGCUUGUAAUAUUUAAUGUAAAUUGAUUUGGAGUCAAAUUAUUCUAAAUUAAGUAGAAUAUUUUCUUGCUAAUGCAUUCGGGAGGUAGUGUGUUAUAAUAACUGAUAUGUAGGUAUUAUAAGUACAACUACUGUCAUAAGAAGGAAACACUUUAAUUAUCUAGAGAACCUGAGAGAUUAAGGAAUUCUCUGAAACGGUCACAAGCUACGCUAAUUCACUUAUCAACUAGUCACAUUUAGCCUGCUGUCGACUGAACAUCACUCAGUUUACACAUCAAUUUUUUCAUAACCCACUACUGCACCUAUAUAAUAUUGUCAAUAUCCUAGUUUUUUAUAUGCAAUGGCGUAAUUUGGCCCUCACCUUUACUGGGCAAAACUGUUUUAGAAUCAUCUUUACUGGGUAAAACUGUAAAGCACCCUGUUGUAUGUACUUUACUUGGUAAAACUGUAAAGCACCCUGUUGUCCAUUUAAUAAGGGACAAGCUCUAUAACGUGGUAACUUUAGGAUUUGUUGUCCUCUGAAAAGGAAACGUCUUUGAUAGAGAAGACACAGAAAGAUGAUGCAUGUAGAGAAAAGAGGGCCGAGAAAGUGCAGCAAGACAGUGGACUGAGCAUGGUAACGAGUUUUCUCAUAAUAUUUAAUGUGAAUUAGUUUGCAGUCAGACUAAACCUAAAUUAAAAACCUAUCUAUGCUGGAAAGCACCAACAUGUUCCAUUUUAAAUUGUCGUCUCUAUCCAUACACCAAUAAGGCCAAUCUCUAACGCGUAAAUUUUAGGGCUCGCUGGCUUUUGAAGAGCAAAAUACAUAUUAUACAUCACAAUAUAUGUGGCAAAGUACAAAGAAACAAAAGGCAUGUGGAGAAAAGAAGACAAACAAACCACAGAAUGUAAGUAUACAGUGAGCAAGGUAAUGAAAUUGCUUGUAAUUUAAUUUAAAUUGGUUUGGAAUCGUACUAAAAAUAUAUUAAAGGGUUAUUUAGGAAAGCUCUAGCAUGUUCUAGCUUAAUUUGUUUAAAUUGUUGUCCCUAUGAACCAAUAUAAGGGCCAAUUUCUAACAAUAUAACUUUAGGGUUUGUUGUCGUCUGAGAAAAAAAUAUCUUUGAUGCAAAAGACAAAGAAAGAUGAUGCAUAUAUGGAAGGGACGACUAAGACGCCACACAAAAAGAGAUCAUUGAACAAGGUAGUGAAAUUGUUAUUAGUAUAAAUUGGUUUGGAGUAAAAUCAAAAAACUAAAUUAAAAACCUAUUUAUAUUGAAAAGCAGUACCAUAUUCUAUUUUAAAAUUGUUGUCGCUAUAUACACAAAUAAGGGCCAAUCUCUAACGUGACUUUUAGGGUUUGUUGUCUCCUAAAGAAGAAACCUCUUUUUUGCAAAAGUUAAAGAGGAAUGAGAGAUGUAGGAAAAAGAAGACAGAUAGACCAGAGAAAGAGAGUUCACUGUGCAAGGUAAUGAGGUUGCUAUAUUAAAUAUAAAAUGGCUUCGAGUCAAACUAAAAGUACAUCAAAAACUUGAGUAUAAUGCAAAGCACUACUAUAUUCUAUAUUUAAAUUGUUAUCCUUAUCCACAAACAACCGCCAAUCUCUAACAACUAACUUUAGGGUAUGUUGGUCUCUGAAAAGAAAAUAUCUUUGAUGCAAAAGACAAAUAAAGAUGAAGCAUGUGAAGAAAUGAAGCCCAAGACACCACUCAAAACGAGUUCACUGAGCAAGGUAAUGAAGUUGUUUGUAAUGUAUAUAUUUGUGAAACUCAUUAAUAAUUCAUUAAGAAAACACAAACGAAAUCAUCAGCGUGAAGGAGUUUGUAUAUGCGAUACAAAAAUCAUGCUGAUUUACAUGAAACUUAUGUUUAAUUUUCUCACAAAAAUCAUUAAUUUAUUAGUUUCAAAUUCAAUGUUCUCAUCGAGAAGCUAUACAAAGCAUUUGCGUCCGUGUUGUAUCAGACAUACAACCUCUCGCAACACGGCCGCUCAUGCUUUGUAUAUUACAUUUUUUGUAUUUUUUGAAAUGCAGACAAAAUCUGUGUGCAUUGCAUGAUUGGUCCAAACUAAAAUUAUAAACUGACAAACUACUCUAACUAUGUACAGCUGCAGUUCUGCAUGUUUGUGUGCUUUCCCCCCUGAAAACGUUUUUCAGUUUAAACUAAUUUCGUUAUUUGUUAAAGGUUUCAGCGUCUCCUGAAAGGGAAUCAGAUAUUUUGGGAGACGCGAAAGUAGAUGGAGCGUGUGGGGGGCACUCAGGACAGAACAGUAAGAAGCCUGAAAAGGAUAGUACACUGUGUAAUGAGGUAAUGGAGGCUUUUGCAUCAAACGUGAAAUUAUAAUGGUUUUGUUUUGUGGACACACCACGUUUUACAUUGAUUGGCCCAAUAUUUAGACAUCAGUACAAGUUUGUCUAAAUCAUACACAAUCUUUCAGGAUCCACUACGAGACAGCAAAAACUACCUCAGUUUAUAACAUUUUCUAUUCUCGCAGAACCAAAUCAUGAAACUGAUGAAGAAAAUCGAGGAACUCGAAGAGAAAAAUCAUAAACUGGAAGGCAUGAAGAUAAUGCUGUUCAUACAAACUCAACGCCAAUUAGUCCAGUUGCAAAGAUAUGAGGCAAUGGACAUGAGAGGGCCUAACAUCAUUUCAGAGACAGUGGUAUGUGUAAGCAAUCAGAAGAAACUUUUGGUAGUGUCUCCCAUAUUUCACACACGAUAAUUUCUCUUUGACUUUAACCCCAAUAAUAAACAUGUCCCUAACCAAUGCUGUUUUUCAAAAGUGCCCGAUUUAAGGAACGAAAAAGGGUUUCUUGAAUGAACGCCCUCUUUUGCUGGAAAGAAUCGGUGCCCUUUAUGCAGUAGUAAAGACUCUGUAAAGACAAUUUCCGAUUAGAAACUCAAUAUUUUCAAAUAUUUUCGUUCGGCUCGUGAACGAACGACAUAAAAUCUUUGAUUUUAGUCCUUUUGGCCAAUGUCCCUCCACUUUCGAAAUGCUUCCGCGGCCUCUGUUGCGUUAGUUUUGAACUAGCACAACCUGUUUGUUUGAAGUUUAUAUAAUAUUUACCAAAUUUAUGUGCCAUUUGUACUAAAAAAAUCAUGUGGAACAAAUUAAUUAUUAUUUCAUUUAACAGGAAACUGAUCUACAAUGGUCGGGUCACCAUGACGUGGCUGGGAGACAAGAACUCUGAAUAAUUUCAUCCAACUCUAUUACAUGCAGAUUGCUUGAUUGGAUAUUGCACUACAAGCUGUAUAUAAAUUAAUUAGCUAUUCAAAUGAAUGUAUCAACUAAUUGCAUUACUUCAGACUGAACCUAUAAUAUUCUUAGCGUUUAUCCAAAAAAUUUUGCCAUCGAAAUUGAUUUUUUUGUUGCUCAUGAAAUCAAUUUUUUUAAUUGAGCUUUUUAUUGUCAAUCAAAGCACUAACUUUUAUCUAUAAUGGCCGCACUUUCUGACAUAUGUUAUAUAUAUAUGGAUGCCCAGCCUAGACAUAUAUAGUUAUUCCGGGAUGCCAUGCAUGCAUGCAUGCAAUAUUAGUUUUCUUUAGUUUAAGCGUAUUAUAGUAGAAGCUCUAGCUGUAUAAAAGAGGCUUAUGUAAAC